Thyridium curvatum is the source of this 471-nucleotide messenger RNA. RefSeq lists its product as uncharacterized. Lineage: Eukaryota; Fungi; Ascomycota; Sordariomycetes; Thyridiales; Thyridiaceae. The transcript is spliced from 2 exons. The record is from RefSeq and is a predicted model, not a curated record. Bases 1 to 471 code for a protein of 156 amino acids.
AUGCGCUUCGCAUCCGUCGCCCUCCCCAUUUUCGCCCUCCUCGGCGCCGUCCGGGCCGACGACCUGGCCGAGAUCAUCGACGACUUCCCCGCCUGCGGCCUGAUGUGCUUCUCGCGCGCAGCCGAGGACAACAACUGCAAGAACACGGACUUCAAGUGCGUCUGCGAGCACCAAGUGAAGCUGGCCCUCAAGAUGGGCCUCUGCAUGGGCGACAACUGCAAACACGACAGCGGAUACGACAGCGGAAAGCAGGUUGCCAAGCUCUGCGCCGAGUUUGCCGACGACCCCAAGGCUGACGAGGUCGCCUCUGCCACGGCCGACCUCGUCUCCAAGGUCUCGUCCGUCUCUGCCACAGCCGCGGCCGCGAGAGAGACCGGCGGCUCCAACUCGCCUGCUCCGAACGCUGCACCCGUCGAUACCGGCUCCUACGCCAUGCUGGGCGCCGCUGCACUUGCUGCUUUGGCUCUCUAG